Molecule: messenger RNA, 2148 nt
Organism: Lolium rigidum
Lineage: Eukaryota; Viridiplantae; Streptophyta; Magnoliopsida; Poales; Poaceae
Product: ABC transporter G family member 3-like
Exons: 11
Coding region: 1-2145 (714 amino acids)
Cellular component (GO): membrane
Molecular function (GO): ATP binding; ABC-type transporter activity; ATP hydrolysis activity
Source: RefSeq, a predicted model, not a curated record
AUGGAGGCGCCGUCGUCGUCGGACCAGUACCGCAGCUCCUCGUCCUCCGCGGGCAGCCCCUCCGCCGCCGCGGCUGCCGGGCGCAGGUACUACUUCCCCAGGCCUGGCCGGCCAAUCUCCUUCGAGGACUCCCCGGACUGGGGGGACGACAUCACCGCCGCCGGUCCCCACACCCUCACCUCCGCCUCCCUCGCCAGCAGCUCCUACCCGUCACCAUCCCCCUCCCUCCCCGAGCCUCCCGCCCCCGCCUUCAGGGAGAGGAAGGUGGCCGGCGCCGCCCUCGUCUGGAAGGAGCUUACCGUCUCCGUCCGGGAUGGCGGGCGCCGCUACUGCUCCGGCCGCGUCGUGAAGGGCUCAAGCGGCUACGCGCUGCCCGGGACGCUCACCGUCGUCAUGGGCCCCGCCCGCUCCGGCAAAUCUACCCUCCUCAGAGCCAUCGCAGGGAGGCUACGCGGCGCCGAGCGGAUGUAUGGUGAGGUUUUCAUCAAUGGCGUCAAGUCACCCUUACCAUAUGGAUCAUACGGGUAUGUCGAUCGGGAUGAUGUGCUAAUCGAGUCUCUCACAGUACGGGAGAUGUUGUACUACUCGGCGCUCUUGCAGCUUCCUGACGUCUUCUCUUCGAAGAAGGCCGCCGUGGACGACGCAAUUGCGGCCAUGUCGCUGGGUGACUACGCUGACAAACUCAUUGGUGGGCAUUGCUUUGCGAAGAGGCUUCCGACUGGUGAGAGGCGGCGGGUCAGCAUUGCGAGAGAGCUUGUGAUGAGGCCGCAUGUUUUGUUUAUCGACGAGCCUCUGUAUCACCUUGACAGUGUUUCUGCACUCCUCUUGAUGGUAACGCUGAAGAAACUUGCAAGCACAGGGUGCACUGUCAUCUUCACAAUGUAUCAAAGCAGCACCGAAGUUUUUGGACUUUUCGAUCGGAUUUGCUUGCUUUCAAACGGGAAUACCCUCUUUUUUGGCGAAACACUGGCUUGCCUGCAGCACUUCUCAAACGCUGGGUUUCCAUGUCCAAUCAUGCAAAGUCCAACCGACCACUUCUUGCGGGCAAUCAAUACCGACUUCGACAGAAUCAUAGCCAUGUGCAAAAAUCUGCAGGAUGAUCAAGGGGAUUUCUCAUCAGUGAGCAUGGAUACUGCUGUGGCAAUCCGGACACUAGAAGCAACUUACAAAUCAUCGGCUGAAUCUGCGUCUGUUGAAUCAAUGAUUGCGAAAUUGACUGAGAAGGAAGGUCAUUACUUGAAAGCUAAAGGCAGAGCUAGUGAUGCAGCAAGAGUUGGGAUUCUCACUUGGAGAUCAUUGAUAAUCAUGUCAAGAGACUGGAAGUACUUCUGGAGCAGACUUGUCUUGUAUAUGCUUCUUGCCCUGUCAAUCGGCACAAUGUUUAUCAACAUUGGCCAUUCAUUGUCAUCUGUAGUGGUUCGGGUUUCUUCAAUUUUUGUGUUUGUUUCGUUUGUCAUCCUUCUAAGUGUUUGUGGAGUACCUGCUCAUAUCGAUGAAGUCAAGAUAUAUUCCCAUGAGGAUGCAAAUCAGCAUUCUGGGACAUCGGUUUUCCUACUAGGCCACUUCCUAUCGAGCAUCCCUUUCCUAUUUCUGCUGUCCAUCUCGUCCUCGUUGGUUUUCUACUUUCUGAUAGGCCUCAGGAAUGAGUUCAACUUCCUAAUGUACUUCAUAAUCACCAUCUUCAUGUGCCUGCUGGCGAAUGAAGCGCUUAUGAUGAUUGUCGCGUACAUCUGGCUUGAAACUUAUAAGUGCACCUUAACCCUCAUUUGCUUAUAUGUUAUCAUGAUGCUGGUGGCUGGAUAUUUCCGGAUCCGAGAAGCAAUACCUUCUCCCGUGUGGAACUACCCGCUGUCCUACAUGUCGCUCCACACUUAUGCUGUCCAGGGCUUGGUCGAGAACGAGUAUGUCGGUACGUCGUUCGCGGUCGGCGCAACAAGGACGAUCCCUGGAGUGCAGGCCGUCCGAGGCUCGUAUGACAUCUCGUCGUCGACAGGCGCCAAGUGGGUGAACCUCCUCGUUCUGCUCCUGAUGGCGGUCGGGUACCGCGUCGUCCUGUACGUCUUGCUCCGUCUAGAUGUAAGGAGACAUGUGAGGCUUGGCAGAGUGAGUUGGCCUACCAUCCAUACUGGUGCAGCUCCAAAAUGAGCC